Messenger RNA from Triplophysa rosa, 2900 nucleotides. RefSeq names its product speckle type BTB/POZ protein (gene spop). The transcript has 12 exons. Gene Ontology annotation, biological process: regulation of proteolysis; proteasome-mediated ubiquitin-dependent protein catabolic process. Gene Ontology annotation, cellular component: nucleus; cytoplasm. NCBI's taxonomy places the organism in Eukaryota, Metazoa, Chordata, Actinopteri, Cypriniformes, Nemacheilidae. The record is from RefSeq and is a predicted model, not a curated record. Gene Ontology annotation, molecular function: ubiquitin protein ligase binding. Bases 604 to 1728 code for a protein of 374 amino acids.
CCGCUUUCCGGCAUUCAUUUAACCCGGACGUGAAGCCGCUCCAUAGAAAAAUAUCCGAUACGAUAAAACAACCUGCCUUCAAAAAAGAUCACCAUCCACAUCAGAAACAGCAAUUCACUAUAAAUCAAAUCCCUCUCAGCAUAGUGAGGCUGAUAGAGAGAGAAGCGACAGUGAUGUGAUAGUCAUCCCUUUCAAAUCACUAAUAGUUUCUGGAAGGUUCUGCCGGGCCGUGAUCUAUCCUUUCAAUCAGAUGCUAAUUAAGGGAAGGGGACGUCCCCGUCUGAGUCGUUCGCAGACGAAGGGACGUGCAGGUUGAGCGAGAAAGGAGCGUGGCGUGCCAGGAAACGGAGAGAGGAAUAAGAAACGAAAGGGUUGUUAUACUUCCCAACUGGAUGACACGCUGAGCAUCUCCUCAACGUUCUGUCAACAUCACUUACAUGUUCUCUUGGUUACGCCCAACACGAGCGUGUGCCUGGAUCCUGGCGGCGGCUGUGAAAUUCGCAUUCGUCCCCGAGUGAGUUACCUCGCUAGAGCUUUUCGUCUGGUACGACUCACGGUGGCUGGCAGAGGGUCCCUCCCCCACCCCGAUUCUCAAAACUGGCGAUGUCCAGGGUACCGAGUCCGCCCCCUCCUGCAGAAAUGACCAGCGGCCCUGUGGCCGAAAGCUGGUGUUACACACAGAUCAAAGUGGUUAAGUUCUCCUAUAUGUGGACCAUCAACAACUUCAGCUUCUGUCGGGAGGAGAUGGGCGAGGUCAUCAAAAGCUCCACCUUCUCAUCGGGGGCCAAUGACAAACUCAAGUGGUGUUUGCGAGUGAAUCCUAAAGGUCUGGAUGAGGAGAGUAAAGACUAUCUGUCACUCUAUCUGCUCCUGGUCAGCUGUCCUAAGAGUGAGGUUCGAGCCAAGUUCAAGUUCUCCAUCCUUAAUGCCAAGGGCGAGGAAACCAAAGCCAUGGAGAGCCAGCGGGCGUACCGCUUUGUACAGGGAAAGGACUGGGGUUUCAAGAAGUUCAUAAGGCGGGACUUCCUCCUAGAUGAGGCCAAUGGGCUGUUACCUGAUGAUAAAUUGACACUGUUUUGUGAGGUGAGCGUGGUGCAGGACUCUGUGAAUAUCUCGGGUCAGAACACCAUGAACAUGGUGAAGGUUCCUGACUGCCGGCUGGCAGAUGAACUGGGCGGAUUGUGGGAACAUUCCAGAUUCACCGACUGCUCACUGUGUGUUGCUGGGCAGGAGUUCCAGGCGCACAAAGCCAUACUGGCAGCACGCUCCCCUGUUUUCAGUGCUAUGUUUGAACACGAAAUGGAGGAGAGUAAAAAGAACCGAGUGGAGAUAAAUGAUGUGGAAGCUGAGGUCUUCAAAGAGAUGAUGUUCUUCAUCUACACAGGCAAAGCGCCCAACCUGGACAAGAUGGCCGACGACCUGCUCGCUGCUGCCGACAAAUAUGCUCUGGAGCGGCUGAAGGUGAUGUGUGAGGACGCUCUGUGCACCAGUUUGUCAGUGGAAAACGCAGCAGAGAUUCUAAUCUUGGCCGACCUACACAGCGCUGACCAGCUUAAGACGCAGGCCGUCGACUUUAUCAAUUACCAUGCCUCAGACGUGAUGGAGACUUCAGGAUGGAAAUCCAUGGUGGCGUCUCAUCCUCACCUGGUCGCCGAGGCAUACCGCUCGCUGGCCUCCGCCCAGUGCCCUUUCCUGGGCCCCCCUCGCAAACGUCUCAAACAGUCAUAGUGCCGCCCCCUGCCCGUACCCUACACACACACGCACUCACACAACUGUCUACAAGGGGGCGCUAUUUUAGAUUUACACCCCCCAAGCUCCAACCCUUUAGAUGCCUAAACCAGCUGUUGAUCUGCCCCUCCCUUCAUGUAAUCUAGACAGACCCCCUCUAGAGCACCAGAGACCCCCUAAUUGCCGGCCCACUGAUGGCUUGGGGAAGUGUGGAUGGUGUAGCUGGGUGAACCCUUUCCAAAACCUCGGCGCCAACCCAGCUGUCUGUUUUGUUUCUUUGGGUGUAGUAAGGACCCGAUGUCAUGAGAAUGGGUGGCCGAAUCGAGGUUGAGAAACGGGACCGAAGCCUUUGGUUUGGACAUAUGAGCUGGAUAGUGAAAAGUGAAAUUUUAAGUCCACUCACGUGUGCUGUCCUCCUUCACUGUGUGAACUGGCUCUUCAUACCUGCUUUAUCCGUUCUUCAAAGGUUAUCAGCCGAUAGACGUUCCUCUUAACAUGCACAGAAGGAGAGAUUUUUACAGACUGGUGACGGGAAUAGAGGACGAACUCCGUUACAAAUGAACUUUUUAAUGGGUAGCAUGUGUCCUCAAUGACAUCAGCAUUUAGUAGAUUCCUGUGUGACUUUACGAAUCCCGCGUGACAACAGUUUUUUCCUGAACUAUCCUCUGAAUUCUUUAGAAAACUGAAUGGUGAGCUUGCCACCAUAAUGAACUUUGACCCAUGACUCUGGAGCUAUCCUGGCUUAUGAGUGGACAUGAAGUUUAGUUGGCUUUUACAGGUCAAAAAAGUGGACACAAAUCCAGCGAGGAGUAUAAAAAUGUGGAAAUGCUCAUGGAUCUUUUUUAUUUUGAUUUUUCCUUGUGAUGUUUAUUUGAGAUUUUCUCCUCCUUGUAGCACUUGUGUAUUUGAAUCCAGGCUUUCUGUAUGAAAAAAAUGCAAAAAAAAAACUAACUUGGCUGUGUUUAUUUUUUUGUUCUUUAACAGACGCACGCAACAUAAUGUUUACUUACGGUCAUCUCUCAGUGGAUUUCCAGCUUUCUGCUGAUUCAAUUUCUUUAUAUUUGGUCUCAGUCAUGGAUUACGCAAAUCAGCAGCUCUUGCUAAAACAGAGAAUAAAGGUUUUUCUUUUUUUAAAUAAAAGCCUGUCUAUCAGAUAACAUAGAGGAGACUCU